ACUGAACUUCAUUCAUAGCUCAUUCAUGACAGAACUUUGUGGCAUUGGAUUUUUCACACAGCACAUCGUCACAGAAAGACUAUCUUCAUGGAUACCAGAGCCAUUUUCAAAGCAUCUGGUUUCCUUAUCCUAACAGUCAUCAGUAUCCCAUCCAAUCUGUUCAUCUGCUGUGCCUUCCUUCACACUCGGCUGACCGAAACUAAGCUCACUCCCGCUGAUGUCAUCCUGUGCCACUUGGCCAUCGCCAACCUGACCUCAGCCUUUACUCGCAGUUUCCCUCAGAUGCUGACGGCAUUUGGCUGCCAGAACUUAUAUGAUGAUAUUGGGUGCAAAAUGGUACUUUACUUCUAUCGUGUGUCGAGAACUCUCUCCAUAAAGCUCACCUGCUUACUGAGCACCUACCAAGCUGUGCUUGUCGCCCCUGCCACCUCCAUUCUCGACUGCCUAAAGCUCAAAAUCCCAAAGUACUUGCAACACAUCAUUGUCAGUUUCUAUGGGUUUUGCUUUGCUACCAGUGUCCACUCAAUUCUGUUUUGCUAUUCGAAACUCAUCAACAACACCGUACCGCCUUACACAUUUAAUUAUGAGUACUGCUACCUCACUUAUCCCGAUUACACUGUUGUUAUUUCUGUAGGUCUAUCCCUCUUUUUCAGGGACUUUGCCUUCAUAGUAAUGAUGGCGGUCAUGAGCUGCUACAUCUUGCUGCUGCUCUAUCGGCAUGGUAAAAAAGUGAAGAACCUCCGAAGUUCAGACAAUGGAACCUCAGGAUCCAGAGCAGAGACCAAGGCCUCCCGUGCAGUGGUCACUUUGGUUAUCCUCUACACUGUCUUCUUUGGGGUGGACAAUGCAAUCUGGCUUUAUUCACUCAGCAUCGUCAGGGUGGCACCCCUUAUUUCAGAUAUCCGGGGCUUUUUCGCCAUCCUUUACACAUCGGUAUGUCCUGUUGUGGUCAUUGCUACAAAUCCUAAAGUGAAGGCCAAGCUGAAACUACCUAGGAUCAAGAGCCUGCCUCGUUCUAUGGAUACCGGCUCUUCAACUAUGUGACAGAAAACUGACAGAGUGAAUAAAAUAGAGUGUUGCAUGACAUGGCAUUGGCAUGAAGUGAAAAGUGAACAUGAACUUUGUCUAAAAAGUGAAAUAAAACUUAUUUAAAUUUAGAGAAAAACUCAGUGCU
Erpetoichthys calabaricus (reedfish) is the source of this 1174-nucleotide messenger RNA. RefSeq names its product olfactory receptor class A-like protein 1. Bases 88 to 1044 code for a protein of 318 amino acids. The record is from RefSeq and is a predicted model, not a curated record. Lineage: Eukaryota; Metazoa; Chordata; Cladistia; Polypteriformes; Polypteridae. The transcript is spliced from 2 exons. Gene Ontology annotation, molecular function: pheromone receptor activity. Gene Ontology annotation, biological process: G protein-coupled receptor signaling pathway. Gene Ontology annotation, cellular component: membrane.